Molecule: messenger RNA, 1171 nt
Organism: Prunus persica (peach)
Lineage: Eukaryota; Viridiplantae; Streptophyta; Magnoliopsida; Rosales; Rosaceae
Product: thioredoxin-like 4, chloroplastic
Exons: 3
Coding region: 308-916 (202 amino acids)
Cellular component (GO): chloroplast
Source: RefSeq, a predicted model, not a curated record
CAUCUCUUUGAUUUCAGUUGAUAUUCUUUCUUCUUCUUUUUUCAAUUCAAGAUUGCAGAACCAUAUCCUUGAGAUAGAUCAGAAUUUUGGACCUAUUUGUUUCAUUGUUUCUUUUUCAUUCUUUUUUCUCUUUUCAUACCAGUUUUCCACCAUUUCUAUAUGUAAAUGUCACAGGUUGAAUGUAUUUUUCUGAACAAAAGGCCCUGAUGUUUUCACACUCAGCCAGUGGAAGACAAUAGAAAUUUAAGAAUGUACUGAAGAUCAAUAGCUCAUCCUGCAAAUUAGAUUAAGUUUGUGUUUCGUUCCGAUGCAAAGUCAUACUAUUCUAUAUGGUAAGGCCAGAGCAUCAUUCAAUUUUGGAACAAAACCAAACACAAAACUUGGUUCAAUGAGUCCGUCUGAAUUUCCCACCUCAAUUCCUAGGAGAACACAUGUUAGAUCGUGUCUUAUUAGGGCCAAAAUUCCACGUUGCCACGCAUUCGAAAGAAGCGUAAACCAAGCAGAAAUGACUGAUGAAGAUGAUGAUCUGUGUCCAGUUGAAUGCGUUAGAGAAUUUAAGACUGACGAGGAAUUGUUCAGAAUUCUCGAAACGGCCAAAAAAACAGGUUCUUUAGUCGUCGUAGAUUUUUUUCGCACAUCAUGUGGAAGCUGCAAGUACAUAGAGCAGGGGUUUUCAAAGUUGUGCAAGGGAGCUGGCAAUGGAGAAGCCGGAGUGAUCUUCUUAAAGCAUAAUGUAAUUGAUGAGUACGAUGAACAAUCCGAGGUUGCAGAGCGACUUAGAAUUAAGACGGUGCCCCUCUUCCAUUUUUACAAAGAUGGGAUUCUCUUGGAGGCGUUCCCAACCAGAGACAAAGAGAGGAUUAAUGCAGCCAUUAGUAAAUACACAUCGCCAGCAUCUGAAGAAGAUGAUGCUUGAGCUACAUUAGUUAUAGCAAUCCAAUCCCUCAACAUAUAUAUAUAUAUAUAUAUAGGUUAUAAGAUAAGUGCUUUGAACUCAUUUGUGGAUUGUAAUAUAUUGGAGCUCCGAUAUGUUGGAUGAGAUUUCAUUACUUUAUCUAUAUAUAUAUAGCGUAUAUAAAUGAUGUCAAAGUCUUACUGGCGCCAAGUGUGAGGGAAUGCUAUACGUUUGGUAAUUUCUCCUCGGACCAAAAUAAAAUAUCCCAUUAAAGCU